This is a messenger RNA of Naegleria gruberi, 2040 nucleotides long. RefSeq lists its product as uncharacterized. Gene Ontology annotation, molecular function: lipid binding. The transcript has 6 exons. The coding region runs from base 1 to 1992 and encodes 663 amino acids. Gene Ontology annotation, cellular component: Golgi apparatus; membrane. Gene Ontology annotation, biological process: transport. NCBI's taxonomy places the organism in Eukaryota, Heterolobosea, Eutetramitea, Acrasida, Naegleriidae. The record is from RefSeq and is a predicted model, not a curated record.
AUGAGUUUUCACUUUCUUGAUUGGUCGCAAUGGGAUCAAACAGCAACCGUUGAAAUGAUCAAAACAGCAGCUAGUCAAGCUUUGAAUAUGGGUCCUCCGAAUCCAAUGUUAUGUGCACCAUUGUCUGUGAGUGAUUUUUCAUUCGGAAGUGUAACUCCAAAAUUUUCCAUAGAAAAGUUACCCAAACUAUCACUCACUCAACAAGAAAUACAUUUACGAUUUUUCUAUCAAGGAGAUGGUUAUAUUAAAUUAAAAACCAGAGCACAAAUUAACAAAUUAGUUCCGAAUAAUCAAAGUUAUUAUGGAUACAGUCUAGGAAUUGGUAAUCAAAUGGUUGGACAAUAUCCAGUUGAAAUGCCUUUGGAAAUUACAAUUAAAGAUUUAAAAUUGGACGGUUUAUUAAUUAUUAAAACAGAUACAUCAGCAAUUGAACAUACAAAUAUAAAGGAUUUAAUUAAUUUAUCUAAACAUAAAGAGGACUCGGAUCAAGUUAAAGAUAAUUUAUUGAGCAAGGAACCAUCAAGGGAAUGCGCAGUUUUUGUUCAAUUAAUGAAUAAUCCUCUUGAAUGUAUUGAUGUUUAUAGUACUUUUGAAGAGGCCAUUCCACAAUCAAAAUCAAUAUUUGUUAAUAUGAUUAGAGGAGAGGCAGAACAAGGUAUUUCAGAACUCAUGAAAGAGCCUAAAAGAAUACCACUCAAUCUCAAUGAGCUAGCCAUUGGUAAAUCAAAAAAUGUAGAUAAUGUAUUUGGAAUUUAUUCAAGUAAGAUUUUUACGAUACAACCAGGUGCUGAAUAUAAUGUUGUGGAUUUAGAAGGAUCAGGUUUUGGAUUUUCAACAGGAGGAUUGGCCAAGUUUAAUUUUACAACUAAACAAUCGGCCGAUUCUGCAAAUCUUGUUUUUGUAAUGCUUCCCUAUAAAUUCUGGGCAGUAUUACACUCGGCAAAGUGGGAUAGUGAUCCUUCAUAUGCUCAAUAUAUGUGUGAUAUUCCUUCUAAAUUGAGAAUUCCAAUCACAUCUUCAAGUAUUGAUGCUGUAGUUUCUUAUUCUGAUAAUGAAUUGGUUGCAUUGGAUGAUUACUCUUAUUCAAUUUCAAAAUCCAUUACUAUUGAUACAUCUUCCCACUACUCUCUUCUCUUGUUGAAAUGUGAACCUUCUGCACCAAGUGCAGCAUUAUCUAUAAGAGUAGAUAUGGAACUUAUUAAUCCUAAUGGACAACAUUUGAGUACUCAAAAGCACCCUUACAUUUUGAUCUAUUUCACUUUGAUGAUUGCUAAUGGAGCAUUGUUGACCUAUUUAUUAUUCUUCUUCUUGAAAAACAAAAGACAUAUUUUCCGUCUUCAAAUUGUAAUUGGAGUAGCAAUCAUUUUGCAAAUUAUCAGUCAUGCCUCUGUAUUUACCUAUUUCGAAUAUAUUAAUAUUGAAGGAAAAAUGUCUGAUGCUCUGGAUAUUACAUUAUCUGUAAUAAGUGUGUUUGGAGAUACAGGAUUUUUACUCAUGUUAUUAGCUAUUUCAAUUGGAUAUUCUAUUAUGGAAGAUUCCCUCAAUCCAAAGGCAAAAUUUUUGUUCAUUUCCUGCUUUGUUGUUUAUUUAGGUACAAGAAUUAUGUAUGCAUUUUGUAAGGACUCCUCUAUUUGCUCUAUUUUCCUUUUGGUAUUCAGAGUGGUUAAAUUUGUAAUCACUUUUGCAAUUAUCAUAGCUAUGAAUCAAACAAUAGAUAGACUUAGAAUACAAGCUGCAGAACAACAGUUCAGUAACGAUAACCAAAGUGAAGUGUUCAUCAAGAUGAAGAAGUACAAAGCAUUCAGAUUGGCAUUCCUUCUUUACUUGAUGGCUCCUGUAAUUUCCCUCUUUGUACAAUAUACUAUUUUAACAUGGGUUAAUUUUUGGGUGUUGUCCAUGAUUGAAGAGCUAUUGGUAUUUUACAUGAACUAUUUUGUAGUUACCAACUUUUAUCCACAAGCUUUCGAUGUAUCAAGACCACAUCAAGAUUAAUUUUUACUACCAUUAUUAAAUUUGUUAAUAAAGCUCUUCAUUGUUGCC